UACAGCGUGACAGCAUACCAGGUAUGAAGCUUAAAUCGCAAGAUCCAUUGCAACGCACGUCAGAGUAUGUAAAUGAGCUCCCAGGUUCAGACAGCAAUACUGAUCCAGUACAAAAGCCCAAACGUUGUACCAUAAGUGAAAUAGGCCCAGUACAGCAUGAAGUGCCAUCCUGGGUCAACUACAAGCAAGAGAGCAACUCGGCUGGUAAUAACCUCAUUACAGGUCAAGCAGUCAAGCCAGAUUACCUCACUGUUGCAUCUCCCCUGACGCCAAGGCAGCAUGAUACUGGCCAGCACAACCAAGAGACUACUAACAGGUAUGAGCAUACCCCAUAUUCUUACCAGGGUAGUACACCACCAGUAUACCCUGCUGUCUACCAGACCACAAUGGACUUUGCAAAGUUUUUUACACGGCGCGAACUAGUCGCAAAAGGAAUUGUGACGUUCAAUGAUCGUCCUGAAGACUAUAGAGCCUGGAGAUCUUCCUUUCAGAAUGUCACAAGAGACUUAGACCUGUCAUGUAGUGAAGAGGUGGACCUCUUGGUCAAAUACCUGGGGGAAGAGUCAAGCGAACAUGCAGCUAGGAUCAGGGCUAUCAAUAUAAACUACCCUGAGACUGGUCUUAAAAUGAUUUGGAGCAGACUUGAUGAGUGCUAUGGCUCAGCAGAGGUUAUAGAAAGUGCCCUCUACAAAAGAAUUGAGGACUUUCCCAGGAUAACCAACAAAGGCUAUCAGAAACUCAGAGAACUUAGUGACUUACUAAUGGAACUUCAAGUUGCCAAAUCUGAAGGGGACUUACAAGGACUUGCAUACCUUGACACAGCAAGAGGUGUCAACCCUUUAGUUCAAAAACUACCCUACAACCUACAAGAGAAGUGGAUUACCCAUGGUUCCACAUAUAAAUAUAAACAUAAUGUCCCAUUUCCUCCAUUCUCUGUUUUUGUUGAUUUUGUGCAUAACCAAGCAAAGAUAAGAAAUGACCCUAGUUUUGAUCUUACAUUGUCAUGUGCCACUCCAGUUCUCAAUUCACGCAAAACCUCAGUGGCAGUACACAAGACUAAUGUUUCUCCUCCAGAUUUUAUUCACAGGCCGGCAAGCCAAGCAGAGGUAAAGGCACGGGAUCCAAGCAAGCAGUGUCCCAUACAUCAAAAGCCUCAUCCUCUCCUAAAAUGUAGAGCCUUCAGAGAGAAACCAGUUGAAGACCGCAAAAGAUUCCUGAAAGAGAAUGGCAUCUGUUACAAGUGCUGCGGAUCAACAUCUCAUUUUGCCAAGGAUUGCAAGGUCAGUGUAAAAUGCACAGAAUGUGACACCACAGAUCACAACACAGCUUUACACCCUGGUCCAGCACCAUGGGCUUCACAGAGCGCUUCAAGUGACACUGAGCAUGGCGGGGAGAAAGGAAACACUGCUAUAGCUUCACCAGAGGUCACUUCACAAUGCACAGAAGUGUGCAAAGGGACAUUAGGCAGCAGAUCCUGCUCUAAAAUCUGUCUAGUCAGAGUCUACCCAAAAGGCCAAAAAGACAAAGCUGUAAAACUGUAUGCUAUACUGGAUGAUCAGAGUAAUAGAUCCUUAGCCAGAUCAACAUUCUUUGACAUCUUCAAAGCUCAAGGACCAAGCACUCCAUACUCCUUAAAAACCUGUGCAGGUACCACAUCCACAAUGGGGAGGAAGGCCACCGGCUACCAAAUUGAAUCCUUAGAUGGACAGACAUGCCUUCCCUUGCCUACCAUAAUUGAGUGCAACCAAAUUCCUGACAACAGAUCUGAAAUUCCUACAAGGGAGGUAGCAAGCUAUCAUUCACACCUAAAGAGCAUGGCACAUCUUAUACCAGAACUUGAUCAUCAGGCACAGAUAAUCCUACUUCUUGGGAGAGAUAUUUUACAAGUACACAAGGUGAGACGUCAUAUUAAUGGCCCCAAUAAUGCUCCCUAUGCCCAAAAGCUAGACCUAGGAUGGGUCAUAAUAGGAGAUGUAUGCUUAGGACGCAUGCACACUCCCACCUCUGUGACCAGCAUGCUCACCAAUAUGCUAGACAAUGGUCGACCUUCUCUUUUCCAACCAUGCAACAACAACUUUCAUGUCAAAGAAUUGCCAUACUGCAACCAACUGCUCUGCACCUAUACAGAUCUUCCGUGUGACAGCCAUGCAGCAUCUAACAUUUAUGAAGAUCAGUUAGGUUGUACAGUCUUUCAGAGAACAACGAAGGAUAAUCAAGUGGCAAUGUCAAUAGAGGACAAGUUGUUUUUAGACAUAAUGCACAAUGAAUUUGUUAAAGAUGAAACUAACAGCUGGGUCGCGCACCUUCCAUUCAGGAGUCCCAGACAACGCCUGCCUAAUAACAGAGAGCAAGCUCUAAAACGUUUCUCUUCUCUCAAGCACAACCUGCAGAGGAAACAAGAAAUGAGAAACCACUUCUUCACCUUCAUGAAAAAGAUAUUUGAAAAUGGCCAUGCAGAGAUAGCUCCCAAACUCAAAGACUUUGAGGAAUGCUGGUACCUACCAAUGUUUGGAGUAUACCACCCAAAGAAACAAGUCCAAAUCAGGGUGGUGUUUGACUCUAGUGCCAAGUUUGAGGGUGUCUCUUUAAAUGAUGUUCUCUUGACAGGUCCAGACCCGAACAACAAACUUAUGGGAGUACUCAUGCGCUUCCGCAAAGAUUCUAUUGCCUUCACCGCUGACAUUCAACGAAUGUUUCAUUGUUUCCUUGUCAAAAAGGAAGACAGGAAUUUCUUAAGAUUGCUCUGGUACAGAGACAAUGAUCUUUCUAAAGAAGUUAUAGAGUACCGUAUGAGAGUGCACAUCUUUGGCAACAGUCCUUCGCCAUCAGUUGCAAUUUAUGGACUCAAAAGGUCUGCUCAAGAAGGUGAGGCGGAAUAUGGAUCAGAUGUCAGAAAAUUUGUAGAAAAGGACUUCUAUGUUGAUGACUGCCUAAAAGCUAUGCCUUCAAAUGAGACUGCUAUUAAUCUCCUCAGGAGAGCUCAAGAAAUGCUUGCCUACUCAAACCUCAGGCUUCACAAAAUAGCCUCCAAUAGUCAAGAACUAAUAGAAGCCUUUCCAUCUCAGGAUCGCUGUAGUGAUUUGAAAGACCUGGACUUAGGGACUGACCCUAUGCCAGUACAACGCAGCCUUGGAUCUAAAAUCGGACACAUUCAUCUUCCAAGCCAGCAAGGAGGAAAAGCCCUUCACACGUAGGGGUGUUCUGUCCACCAUAAAUAGCUUGUAUGAUCCCUUGGGGUUUGCAGCUCCAGUUACAAUUCAAGGUAAAGCCCUACUCAGAAACUUAACCCGUGAAACAUCUGACUGGGACACACCUUUACCAGCCGAUCAAAGGAUUCAGUGGGAAGAGUGGAAAAACUCUCUAACAGCUUUAUCUAAGCUCAAUGUAGCUAGACCCUAUGCACCAGUGCCUUCUACAGAAAUACAAAGCCAAAAACUCUACAUAUUUUCAGAUGCUUCUGUCAAGGCAAUUGCUGCUGUGGCCUAUAUUAAAAUCAUGGACUCUAAAGGACAAUGCCAUGUCGGAUUUGUCAUGGGUAAAACCAAACUUGCACCAUACCCUGAGCACACUGUACCAAGACUAGAACUAUGUGCUGCUGUACUAGCUGUUGAGGUAGCUGAAUUAAUUACAUCUGAAUUGGACAUUGACCUAAAAGAUGUUGCAUUCUACACAGACAGUAAGGUGGUCUUAGGUUAUAUCUACAAUGAAACCAGAAGAUUCUAUGUAUAUGUUAACAACAGAGUGUUACGGAUUAGGAGAUCUGUCCAUCCAAAGCAGUGGCACUAUGUACCUACAGACCAGAACCCUGCUGAUCAUGCUACUAGAGCCGUUGCUGCUAAUCAUUUGAAUAACACUACAUGGUUUUCAGGACCAAAAUUCUUGUACAACCCAGAGCAAGCUACCGUGAAUGCCUUUGAAUUAGUGGGUGCAGAGUUGGAUGUUGAAAUCCGCCCUCAGGUGUCUACACUCCACACGACAACCUCAGAUAACCAACUCGGAUCUCAGAGAUUCAAACGAUUUUCAACCUGGAAGUCACUUGUUCGAGCAAUUACCUGUUUAACUCACAUAGCUUGCUCAUUCAGUAGUAUGAGAACUUCUAGUCUAAAUGAAUGUAAAGGCUGGCAUCACUGUAGAAAAGGUCUAUGCAGUAUCAGACCUGGAACAUUCAAAGAAACCAUUGGCCUCUUGGCUUAGUCACCAAAACAUUCCCUAGUGAAGAUGGACAUGUUCGCAAAGUAGAAGUGAAGAUAGCAAAAGGAAGUGAAUCCAAGUUGUUUCUCAGACCAAUAUCUGAACUAAUUUUGCUUCUAUCUUGUGAAGACUAAAUUGGUGGCAUCCACGGAUACCAAGCGGGGAGUGUCAUGCCUCCAGCAUCUUUAUGUACUGUAAAGUGAGCCUGAUUACACAGGCACUCCAUCUAGUGGCUGACUUUGCCUUUCAGUGAUUUGUCCCUCUGCUCCUUCCAUCCCUCCUCAGUGAAGUGAAGCAUCUUGGGAGGAAGAACUCCAUUACAGACUGUGCUAAGAAGAGAGAGACUGCAUACUCCAUUGCCCCAUGUGGCAGCAUCGCUGGACCUUAGGAGGUCCUUGGUUCACGUGUUACCCACAAAUCUCUGUAAUGAUGAUUGACAUCAGUAUGGACCAAUUAGCAGUAGUCCAGCCCCUGCACAUAUAAGGGAGCUGCGUCAAAUUAUCGCUCUUUAAGGUUGCUGCUCUCGUGGAUGCCGAACUUACCGGACGGUACUACGCAACUUUUAAAGACAUGCUAUGCCUCAAACACCUACCGGCCUCAGUGGAACCAAAACCGUGAGUUCAAACCUAAAUCCCCGCUAUUGCUAGAGUGACUACUGGAUCGCAAUUAACCCCUAAAUCCAGUGGAGCAAUGCAUAGUAUCAAAAGACUCAAUGCUAAAGUCCCAACCUUUGUCAAUAAUCAAGCAAAAGCUGUUGUUAUACCUAGAGACUGUUGUAAUAUUGAAGCUUGCAGAAAACCUUCAGUAAACGUUAAUGCUGUUUCAGAAAACUCCUAAGGUUGCGGACAAUCUAUUCUUCUUAUAUACCUCCCUACCGCUCUUGGAAAGGGUGGAAGUAGGAAAAGCUUUAUUGAGGAGCCCACACCCUGGCGUCACGAAUAGCAAGGAUUAACAAGCACCCUUUGGUUACCGCACAACUACACUCCCCAUACCCAACAUCCCCCAGGCCAUCACAUAGCUUUUUGGCAUCUUACGAACAGGAUACGGGUGUGUGCCUUCAGCUGUUGCCACCAAGUAAAGUGUACUCCCCCUAUAUAUAAGACUGUCCCAACGUGUUACGGAGCACCAUAUAAUUGUACGGAAGAUUGCGUAUGGUGCCAUGUGCAGAGAGCACACACGAAAAGAGGGGGCUUGCAAUCUUCCUCCACUGCCUGAUGACGACUGGCAAGAUACCCCUCCAGGGGACACCGCAGGGACACCUGGAACUCCAUCACCGGUGAGAUUGCCCCCUCUGGGGUUUCUUGCACUGGGGGUUCGUGGGCUGAGAUCCCGACAGAGGAAUCCUCUAUUAGCACCCCAUCAGAGGCAGCUUUCUCUUCCUCCACCAGCCCUGAGCCAGAGAUACCCCUGUCCGCCUGCAGUAUGCACGACCGUGCUCACCUAAAUUGCCCCAAUGGGUCUUUGGGGAUGAACCUGAUGUAAAAAAUGUAAGUCCCGUCACAGAGAACUUCACGCCCCCAAGCAUGUACAUCUACCUCUUGAGGAGAGGAUCCACUACCAAGAGAACACCAAAAAGAUGGAGGCACUCUUCAUUCGCAAGUGGGAUCAUCCCCGAGAAGGGGAGAAGCCUUUCGAACGUCGUAGAGCAACAGUGGCCAAGUUCGACAAGGUCAGAAGUUAUGGUACCCCCAUUGAUUGCCACACCGGCUAUACCAUCCUCGUAAACCGGCAAGCUGUAAAGAGGUCAUAUCUUCAUAAGAACUCCUAUUCCCUGGAGGUGGGUGAGAUAGUGGAGUACACCCCCAUCCAGGGCCUGCAAGGAGAGUGGGCGGCCGCAGUCACCAGGCCAGCCGCUCCAAACCAGUUGUCCUUCAAGUACUUUCCCUCUGAUGAUUGGGAAGUGGAUCCCUUCCAGCUGAGGCUGAAAUGGCCUGCUCCUGAUGCCUCCACCAACAUACCCAAGGAGGAGGAGUCUUUACAGCAGCAGCCACUUCCUUCUGCCUUCAACAAAGUACCCUGGCCUACUCCCUUCCAGAAGGUUUGGCCUCGACCGCGGGUACCAACCAAAGUACCUGGGUCUACUCCCGACAAGGAGCUUUGGUCUGCCCCCCAGGUUCCAACAAAUGUGCUGUGACCCACGCCUGAUGAGGAGGUGGGGCCGAAUCAACCAGCACCAACUGUUAACCUCAAUCCUUCAGUGUCACACUCUACCUUUACUAAUGUGGUGUGGGAGAGCCACAUUAACUCUUUGCCUGCUCGUGAUCCUGAGAGGGGUAGAGGCACUAGGCGAGGAGAGGACGAUAUAGCCAGAGUUGCAUCUGAACUGUGACAUUUAUACAGCUUUAAAGUUUUGUUGUCUUUACAGACUCUUUUCCUGCAACAGUUCAAGAAAUGUGCCUAGCAAGACUGUGCUAAGACCGUUGAAGUUGUAACGUAACCGUCAAGCUUUUGUGCCUGGUCCUUAGACCAAAAGACUCCUAGAGGUAGGAGAUUCGUAAGUGUGUGCCUGGCUAGAGCUGGUAGCCGUGAAGUUUAGACUCUUAGUGCAGGUGGACUGCUGAUCCUUGCACGCCUGUUUAUCUGUUUAUUUGUGUGUUUCCCUGAAAAUAAACCCUACCCCGAAAGUAAGCCCUAGCAGUAUUUUCAGGGUGGGCUGCAAUAUAAGCCCUACCCCGAAAACAAGACCUAGGCCAGGGUAAUCAACUAGCUGACUGCGGUCCAGAUCCGGACCGUGGCCGCCAGUAAUGCCCACAAAUCCGUAUGCAUGGCCGACGUCACGGACGUGUCCCUGCCCCCCGGCUGCUAAGCAACAGAAGGAGGUCCCACUGCCGCUGAGAGCUGCAGCUUCCGUACGGUAUGAAGGUGUGAGGUACGGUAGUUUAUUAUGGCAGAGGGGUGGGGGGCACUGUAGGA
Molecule: messenger RNA, 7104 nt
Organism: Hyla sarda
Lineage: Eukaryota; Metazoa; Chordata; Amphibia; Anura; Hylidae
Exons: 2
Coding region: 24-3194 (1056 amino acids)
Source: RefSeq, a predicted model, not a curated record